CGGCGAGGGAGAAGCAUGUCUGAUCUCCUGAGUGCAGACCUCCGAGAGGAUGCCUCCGGCGCACGACCUCGCCACAGGAAGGUGUUUAAGAAGUCCAGUCCGAACUGUAAGUUAACCGUUUACCUCGGAAAGCGAGAUUUCAUCGACCACCUUGAGCACGUGGAUCCCGUAGAUGGAGUUGUCCUGGUCGACCCUGAAUACCUGAAGGAGAGGCGAGUCUUCGUCACGCUGACCUGCGCCUUCCGCUAUGGACGCGAGGACCUGGACGUGCUUGGCCUCUCCUUCAGGAAGGAUCUAUUCAUUGCCACGUUCCAGGCCUUUCCACCCCUGCCCGAGGAGAAGAAGCCCCUGACCCGCCUCCAGGAGCGGCUGGUGAAGAAACUGGGCGAGAACGCGUUCCCCUUCUUCUUCACGGUGAUGCAGAACCUGCCAUGCUCAGUUACACUACAGCCAGGGCCGGAAGACACUGGCAAGGCCUGUGGUGUAGAUUUUGAAAUCCGGGCCUUCUGCUCAAAAACCAUGGAGGAGAAGAUUCACAAAAGGAAUUCCGUGCGGCUGGUGAUCCGGAAGGUGCAGUAUGCCCCGGAAAAGCCCGGACCCCAGCUGGCAGAGACCACCAGGAACUUCUUGAUGUCUGACAGAUCUCUCCACCUGGAGGCUUCGCUGGACAAAGAGCUGUACUACCACGGGGAGCCAAUCAGCGUCAACGUCCACGUAACCAACAACUCGACUAAAACCGUGAAGAAGAUCAAGAUCUCGGUGCGGCAGUAUGCAGACAUCUGUCUGUUCAGCACAGCCCAGUACAAGUGUCCGGUGGCCCAGCUGGAGGCUGAGGACCAGGUGUCGGCAAGCUCCACCUUCUGCAAGGUCUACACGUUGGUGCCCCUCCUCGACACAAACCGUGAGAAGCGAGGCCUGGCGCUGGACGGCAAGCUCAAGCAUGAGGACACAAACCUGGCCUCCAGCACCAUAGUGAAGGAAGGAGCCAACAAAGAAGUCUUGGGAAUCCUCGUCUCGUACCGGGUGAAGGUGAAGUUGGUGGUGUCCCGUGGCGGGGACGUGUCGGUGGAACUGCCGUUCGUGUUGAUGCACCCCAAACCCAUCGAACAGCCCGUCUCCAGGCCACAGUCAGUUCAACCUGAGAUUGAACCCCCUAUUGACACAAACCUCAUCGAGUUCGAAACCAACUUCAACCAAGAUGACGACAUCGUAUUCGAGGACUUUGCCCGCCUGCGUCUGAAAGGACUGAAAGAUGACAAGGACGAUGACGAUCAUUUCUGCUAAAGCGGGGAAACCGAGGGGUCGGGUGGUGGGAAAGAGAGAGGUGGGUGGUAAGAGGGUGUGGAAGAGGGGUGAAAGGCAACCCCAGAAUACCCCCCUCUUCGCCCCUCUCCUCCCGCCCCGCCAAAACCUCCCGCUUGGGCGCGAGCGAGCUCGUCUUUGCCAGGCGCCGUGUCGCUGAAACCCUUCAUUGUCUGUGCGUCUGUGGGGGAGGUGUCUGUUCUUAGAAUGUUUGUAGACUUUACACUGUACCGAGCACUUGCGCACGCACUCGCGUGCACACCCACGCACCCGCACGCACAACAUACACACGCACGUGCGCACGCACUCCUGUUCACAGACAUGCGCCCCAUGUGCGCGCAGGUUGACAAGUGUGCGCUGUUGUGCGCGCGAACACUUGUAUUCUUAUGCAUACACUCGCGUGCGCGCGCACGCACACACACACUCACUCUCAAUCUCACUCACACUGUCUCCUACCUGCCAACCCCUGAGCGGGCAAGAUUCUGAUGUUUUAACAACGUGUGCCACAUCACUGUUGCUGUUUCACUAAUAUUUUGCUCAAACGAGAACCAAAUACUGUGCAUCUGUUCUAUGGAAUAUUUGGAUAGGUGUCCACUGUAUGAAGACUGUGCACUGGGUGCGGGUGUGUGAGUGUGUGUGUAUAUGUUUUGUACUUGUGGGUUUCUUUACUAACCCCUUCGCGCUCCCAGACAAAGGGCAGGGGACAAAGCAGCCAAAUAUUUUGCCUUGCGCUGAGUAUAUUUUUGUUCUUUUGGGGGUGGGUGAAAGCACUUUUUCCCGCAGUUUGCCGAUGGAGAUGUGCGAUCUGGAUCCUGAGUUAAUGAUGUAAUGCCCCUCUUUCCAGUUAACGCGCUGCCCCUCCCCACUCACAACGGUCAGCACUGAAUCAAUCGAGCCCCCCCAACCCAUCGGUCACUGAUCACAGACGCACACGGCUCUCAUGUGGCUAUUCGACUAGGUGGUGGAUUGCUUUGGGGCUCCAAGGAAUCUAGUCUGUUUGAGGCCGGUGAUGGUGGGCAUUGUCAACCAACGGGGGGAGGUGUGGGGUCGGUUACACAGAAACUCCCCUGCCAGGGUUGCUGAGGGCAGCUCACUCCUGCCCUCUGGUGGCGGUGCUGGUAUUGCAGGCUGAGAGCAGCCCUCCCUCCUUGCUUGCCUCCAUCCUUCUCCACUCUCCCUUCUCCCACUCCCCCCUCUGCUCUCUCCUCCGCCCCCUCCUCACAACCCCUCGCAUAGCAUGGUGCUCUCUGGGUUGCCUCCAUUGAUUUCAAAUCUCCAGCGUAGUAUUGGAACCCUACGUCAGGGUUCCAGGACAGCAUUCCUCCAUUGGGAGGGAAUAGUGGGCGUUUGCACCUUCCUUCUCAGGAAGAAACAUUGUUCAGCACAUUAUUGGGAAACAAUGUUUGAUAUUAUGCCUCGUAUAGCAGGCCAUUCAGCCCAUGGUGACUAUUCUAGUGCAAAAGCCAAAAGACCGAUUGCUGGAGGGACUCAGUGGGUCAGGCAGGAGCCAUGGAGGGAAAUGGACCAGGAAGGUUUCAAGUCAAGAUUCUUCAGUGGUAUGGUUUGUUCCAGCUCUCAGAUCAAUCCCUUUCCCCCGUUCAACUCCCUGUAAACUUUUCCUACCAUAUUCCCUUCCAUGUCCCACCACCACCAGAUUCACCAACACACCCAGGGCUAACUCACCAAUUAACCCACCUACCCUGAAUGUCGUGGUGACCUGGGGAAACCCACACGGUCACAGGGAGAAUGUGUAAACCACACACACUGACACAGAGAUUCCCUCUCCCUCCCCCUCUCCCACACAAUUUGGGAGCUAUGAGGCCACAGCUCUACCAAACAAUGAGCCCUUCCUUGAUGCCAUCACUGCCAACGCUGGGCUUUUGCCAUUGCAAGAUCCCAUCUGCAUCCCCACCCUUCUCCCCCCACACCCCCAUAGGAUACUCAAUGACGGUUUAGCCCCUGAUGGUGUGGCACUUUCCCUGCACCACACACUUGUUCUGAGUCUUAAGAGGGAUCGAGCCAGUUGGAUUGGAGGAGGGAGCUGCCCCUUCGUCGUGCAGUGUGAGUGUCACUCCUUCAGGAGUCCACCUGAGCCUGGCUGGUCAUCAGUACGAGCAUUGAACCCAAAGAGCAGGCGGACGCCCUGUGCAAGGGAGAUGGGAGGAUGGGGGAGCUCUGCAGCAAGGAAGGCUGGCUGUUGGAGAAGAACAAGAGGUACGGGUGUCUCCGACUGCGCAAAAGACUGGCAGAAUAUUGGGGGGGGAGCCAGGAUGAGUGAACCAGGAGUGAGUUGGACAGCAAGAGAGUUAAAUUGUGGACUAGAUAAAGCCAUGGAUUAAAAGUGCCUGGUUUUUAUCCACUUCUCUGGUUUCUGCUGAAGUGCACAUCGUAAUUGCCCCAUCACUCACUGCAACCCCCAACACUCCCUACGCCCUCUCCCAUGAGAACGGAAGCAGAGAGGGUGAAGGAGAGUGCAGUCUGUGAAUACUGUGUCCUGUGACUAACCUCAUCGUAAAACAAAAACUACUCACAGGUGAAGAAUUCAAACUUACUGUAAGAGGACAGAGAUCCAGAAGAUAAGCUUGUUUGCUGAACUCUUAUUUCCUUGUAUACUUUGAGCUUAAAUAUAAAUGAAUUGUCUGCCUGUUGUCCUUUGCCAACAUCUAUAUUGUAUCUUCAGGGUUGUUGUGGGCAUUACAAUCAGGGCAAGAUGUGUUGCAUUCCUAUCCAUGUUUAAUGUGUCAGACAGAAAAAUUGUUUGAAACUCCAAUCCAUUUAUUAUUAAACUGGUGCAUUACUGCAGA
Hypanus sabinus (Atlantic stingray) is the source of this 4106-nucleotide messenger RNA. RefSeq names its product arrestin red cell-like. Gene Ontology annotation, molecular function: angiotensin receptor binding. Lineage: Eukaryota; Metazoa; Chordata; Chondrichthyes; Myliobatiformes; Dasyatidae. The record is from RefSeq and is a predicted model, not a curated record. Gene Ontology annotation, biological process: signal transduction; G protein-coupled receptor internalization; positive regulation of ERK1 and ERK2 cascade. Gene Ontology annotation, cellular component: cytoplasm.